Messenger RNA from Strongylus vulgaris, 711 nucleotides. The record is from the annotation of a GenBank genome assembly. Lineage: Eukaryota; Metazoa; Nematoda; Chromadorea; Rhabditida; Strongylidae.
AUGGAAGUUCCUUUUAAGCCUCCGGAGAGCGGUUGUGCAAAUGCUAUUGCUCAUCAUCUCUUAGCCUGCGCUAUCUUCCAGUCAGAUGUUUAUGACGAGUGUGACACUGUUUUGCUGGAACGCGAGUUUCAAAUUUAUCGCUCGUAUCCUACUCUGGGUAUGACAAUUGUGCAACUUGUUGCUGAAAUUGCUGCAGGAAUGGACAAGAAGACUUUCAAAUCUAAAAUUUUGCCAACUAUCAGAAAUUAUCUUGAGACUGCACUUACUAGCUCCUCUGUGGAAUUUGUUUAUUUGGCAUUGCUAUUGAAGGACCGCUUUCCUUCCUAUAUCGCCGACUGUGUCAGUUUUGUGCAAAAAGAUGGAACUUGCACAUUUAGUGAUGACGACCUUACCUUUUUAGUGCUCAUCAUCAAGAAAUGUGACAGCUCAGCUUUGGAGCCUUUCCUCAAACUUCUGUUAACGUCAGCCCGUGCGUCAGGGCAGUUCUCUUUAGUUUACAAAAAUGUGGUUGAAAAGUGGUGCACGUCAGGUGAUGAAUCCAAAGUACUCGAACGUAUCUUUGAUACUGCCAAGUUAACCUUAUCCAUUGGAGAAGGUUCUUAUGAUGAGGUACUGGCUGUAUUCUCACCUCUUCUGCUUAAGAGAAUUACACAAGUUGCGCGUGGGAAAAAGAACGCUCAACAACGAUUGAUGCAUGGGAAGGUUUCUUUU